Anthonomus grandis grandis is the source of this 5562-nucleotide messenger RNA. Its product is annotated as latrophilin Cirl-like. Gene Ontology annotation, biological process: adenylate cyclase-activating G protein-coupled receptor signaling pathway; cell surface receptor signaling pathway; negative regulation of angiogenesis. The transcript has 16 exons. NCBI's taxonomy places the organism in Eukaryota, Metazoa, Arthropoda, Insecta, Coleoptera, Curculionidae. The record is from RefSeq and is a predicted model, not a curated record. Gene Ontology annotation, molecular function: G protein-coupled receptor activity; carbohydrate binding. Gene Ontology annotation, cellular component: membrane. The coding region runs from base 413 to 4330 and encodes 1305 amino acids.
UAUGUGUAUUGAGUUGUCGAAGUCGAAGUCGGUCUUGCGAACGCAUCGAGCCGAUUCAUUUCAAAACACAUUUUGAAAGAUAAAUAAAAACAUUAACUUUCGAAAGAGACAAUAUUCACGAUAAGAUUUUAGUGUGUGAAUUUAAUUAUUUAACUUGUGACUGUUGGAAUUUUACUUUGCGAUAACUGUUUUAUUCGCCUUCUUACUACUUAGCAUACGAAAGAUGCACCACAAGAACUGGAUUUAACUUAACCCUUAACCUGUGGGCACACUUGAAAAGUGCUUGUGUUAAACUCAUAAGUGAAAUGGUUUUUAUUUCUAUGUGUUGUCAUCUUAUGGGGUAAAAAACAUUGGUACCCCUUUAGGUAAGAAAACUAGGAAGCAUCAUCUCCACCGGCACGGUGACGGUGUCAUGGCCUGGCAUGGGAAACUGAGGCCCGGUUUAUUACUUUUACUUUUUUCGUUCGUUGUUAUAUCGGAGGCGACAGCAAAAGCUCUAGAACAAUACAAGUAUGAAACCGCUUACGCUUGUGAAGGGAAAACAUUGAAAAUCGAAUGCAAGGAUGGUGAGGCGAUCAAACUGAUCCGUGCGAAUUAUGGACGAUUUUCGAUAACUAUUUGUAAUGAUCACGGAAACACCGAUUGGAGUGUCAACUGUAUGUCGCAGAAAUCUUUGAGGGUACUUCAUGCCAGGUGUACGCAUUAUCAAAACUGCAGUAUACCGGCGAUUACAAGCAUGUUCGGAGACCCUUGCCCUGGGACGCAUAAAUAUUUAGAAGCUCAUUAUCAGUGUCUGCCCGCAACGACUACCACGACAACAAGCCGUCCAAGUCCGCCAUGGCUGAUAACGUCCCAACCGCCAAUGUGGAGUACCAUUAAAACUCCAUCCGCUCGUCCUCCUACCACCAGGGGUACCAUAACCCUUCCUGCUCCCAUACCUGGUCCAAUGCCUUCCUCCACUUCUGUAAACAUUCCUACUUCUACCUCUGGAGGGCAUCCAGAAAUUGGUCCACCAAUUGAGACUGUAUCCAAAAAGAACUCGGACGUUUGGAGUUGGGCUCCAAAUAAUAACAAUAAUAAUUAUGACAUUACUACAUUACCGCUCACUACCAUUAUGCCAAUUGGCGGAGUGAAUAAGAAGACGCUGGCAGCUGACUCAUCAACAUCUUCCUAUUCUUCAUCAAUUCCAAGUAUCUAUACUUGGGAUAAAGACUUGGAUUAUCUUCCAUAUCAUUGUAACUCCACCACAGUACGAAAUAUUUUUUGGAAAAGCACUCGCGUUAAUGAGACUGCAAUCCAACCAUGUCCCCCUGGCACAACUGGUUUUGCCAAGUGGCAUUGUGCAGAUGUACAAUUUUCAACGAAUCCCGAAUGGAUACCACUUAAUCCAGAUUUAAGUGAAUGUCGUUCUGUUUGGUUGACUAGUUUGGAACAAAGAUUGUUAAUUGGAAAGGACUUGCUGAUGUCCAUAAUUAGGGAUUUAUCGACAGUAACUGGUAGUAAAACGCUUUAUGGGGGAGAUAUGGCUAUAACAACAAAAAUUAUACAAAAAAUGACUGAAAAAAUGUCUCAGGAUAUUCUUACAUUCCCAGAUACGAGGCAAAGGGAAGCUAUAGUCACAGAAAUGUUAGGUUACGUAACUAAGACGAGCAGCAACUUAUUGGAUGCUGCUCAGUAUAGUUCCUGGAAAGAUUUGAGUCACAAGGAACAAAUGAGUGUAGCAACAUCUCUUCUAAUUGGGUUAGAAGAAAAUGCGUUUUUAUUAGCCGAUACUGUUACUAGUCAGAAAACCGUUAAUAGGAGAGAAAAAAAUAUUUUGCUUUCCGUACGGGUAUUGGAUACGAAAUACCUAACUAAUGAAUUGUUCCCCUCCGAUGACAGUAAUAAUGACUGGAAAGCUAGCAACGACUCGAUAGAAUUACCCAAAGAAGCUUUAUUGGAAAAUACCGAUAGCAACCUUGUUAAACUUGUUUUUGUGGCAUUCGACAGACUGGAAGAAAUCCUACAAUGGCAUCCUGAUAAUACUGACGCUGCCAAUAAUAUAACAAGGAUUCUUAAUAGCAAAGUUAUAUCAGCAAGUCUUGGCAAAGGGCGCCAUAUUCAAUUAAAAGAACCUGUAAGACUGACAUUAAAACAUAUUAGGACAGAAAACGUUAGCAAUCCAAGAUGUGUUUUUUGGGAUUAUACUACUAAUGCUUGGUCUGAAGAAGGAUGCCACGUGGAUGUCUCUGAAUCGAAUUAUACACACACAGUUUGUUCCUGUGAUCACUUAACUAACUUUGCAAUUUUAAUGGAUGUGCAUGAUAUUUAUCUACCAAUACCACAUGAAAUUGCUUUGCAAGUGAUCACCUAUGUUGGCUGUGUCAUAUCCAUUAUUUGUCUCAUACUUGCUAUUGUGACAUUUCAGUUAUUUCGUGGACUCAAGAGCGACAGAACAACGAUACACUGUAACUUAUGUACAUGCCUCCUCAUAGCUGAAUUUAUAUUCCUUGUCGGAAUAAACAGAACGGAAAAUAGGAUAUUUUGCGGAGUGAUUGCUGGAGUAUUACAGUAUUUCUUUUUGUGUUCAUUUGUGUGGAUGUUUUUCGAAGGUUUUCAACUCUACGUGAUGUUAAUCGAAGUAUUUGAAGUAGAGAAGUCCAGGAUACGAUGGUACUACAUCUUCGCCUAUGGUCUUCCAUUUCUAAUAGUGGUGGCCUCUGCAACAGUGUACCAUCAAGGCUACGGUACUGUUAGGCAUUGUUGGUUAAAAACUGACAAUUAUUUUAUUUAUACCUUUGUCGGUCCCGUACUUAUCGUGAUGCUGCUGAAUGUCAUAUUUUUGACAAUGGCAAUAGUAAUGAUGUGCAGGCAUGCAAGCGCUUCUGUGUCAAUGAAAAAUAAAGAACAUUCCAGGCUUGCUAGCACGAGUGGAAAGGAGGAAAAUGCACUUCGUAUGAAAUUUGACUUGGCAUGGUUGAAAGGAGCGUUCGUUCUAGUUUUCCUGCUAGGACUCACUUGGAUCUUCGGAUUUUUAUACAUUAACCAGGAAUCGGUUGCCAUGGCUUAUUUGUUUGCCACUUUCAAUUCCUUCCAAGGUUUCUUUAUAUUCCUUUUUCACUGCGUUCAAAAUGAAAAGGUCCGAAAAGAAUAUCGCAAAUUCAUCCGUCGUCAUUCCUGGUUACCAAAAUGUCUACGUUGCUCAAAAUCCGGUUCUGGCGCAGGUAGUAGCAGCACUGGCAACACCGGAAGCUGUACUACUAGUGGCGGGGUUGGAGGCAAGGAAAGACGACCAAGUCUUUACGGAUCAAACGGGAACCCAUCUGCUGGCACCAAUUCCCAUUCGACGGAUAAUUCCGUUCUAACACCUCACGGAACUAGUUUGCAACGAGGUUGGAACUCCCAGAGCUGUACAAACGUCAAUCGAGCAUGUCGCACACCUGUACCCACAUCUACGUCGGCCAACACGGCUGCUACUCUGUCUCGCCCCCCACGUCCCACAGAUUCCGUUCCUUCUCCCGACCUCGAAGCCCCUAACACUUCCACCCUUCCAUACAUUCGCAAUGUCUAUAAAACCUCCUCCGUCAAUCCUAACAUCCCUAAAUCUGUUUCUACUUGGGGUCCUCUGCACAAACCCUUACACUGGAAGAACAUUUCUUUUAAGUCGUAUAGUCGAGAUUCCGGACAUGGAGGGUCGGAGCAAGAAGAAUCUCCCAGAUCGCACAUGAUAAUAACCGAAGCCCAUCGUCAUUCUGCCACGUUAGCCAAAGAGCUCCAACGUCAAGCUCAGGCUAAUCAACAAGCCGCAUAUGGAGACUACGGCAUGCGACAAGUUGCGCAACAGGCUCACUGCGUUGCUACCGGAAGAAAAAAAGGCCACCCGUCCAAGCCUUAUCCUUGGGGUCAUCACACUUAUACUGAAAUCUAUGAUGGACAAACUCCCAGGGGAUUUGUUGAAGAUGAUCCUGUUUAUGAAGAAAUAGACCGGAAUGAGAUCCAAGUCAGUGAUAUGAGCGAUGAAGAUGCAAAACGGCAAAGCGAUAUGAGUAGACAGAGCUCUAGAUCCUAUGGAGAUCAUAGACCCUUGAUUCCAUACAGUUCAGGCGCAGAAAGGAAUUUUUUGGAUGUACUAAACAACAAGGAACUGGAAAAUACCUACAGGCUAAGAUGCAAUAACGUUGGGCUCCCCUAUCGUGCUCCCCAGAGUGAUGUAAGAUCAUUAGCGGCUGUCUUAGAUGGUGAAACUGUAGUGUGCCAUUUGGAACCUCCUGAGAUGUACCCCCAUCAGCACUUAGAUGUGGCUUAUGUGUCUCGAACUUUAUCCCACCUUCCUUCAUAUAGUGAAAGUUAGAAACUGCCAUUCGCAAGUAAUUAUCUGUGAUUAUCGCAUGAUCAGACUGUUUGGUCAUAUAAUUAUUAGUUUUGUUAGUAAGGCUCAGCUUGAAUGAAAGAAAGUGAUAAUUUUAUAAUAAUCGACUAUUUUAUAAUAAAAUCGACUAGUAACGUGAGUUAUUCCAGUCAGCCUGUUAGUUUAUUUCGUGAUUCUCUAGGAAUGACCCAGGGGUCGUGUUGCUUCAGAAAACAAGUAUUUUUUAACAGGACAAUUAAAAAAGUAAAGUGGCAUGGAAUUUUUCGAGAAAUUGUGAUUAGUUCAACAAAAUUUUGUAAAAAUGUUCAUAUUCUCCAAGAAGUCUUAAUUUAUAUAGGGUGAACUGUGAAUAGAAAUUAAUAUCGAUUAAAAAUAUGUCAUGGGAGAUACUCUGAUGUUAAUAAAUAUCUAAAAGCUCUUUGGACGAUAUCGUAUUAGGUGGACAUUUAUUUAAUAUUGAAUUUUUUACAUAAAUACAUAAUUCUCACUUUACUUUUUGACGCGUCUACUUUUAGAGGCAAUAUUUGUUUUAUAUAACUAUAGAUAAUUGUUGUAAUACAUACGUAAAAGUACUUAAUAAAGUUGUAGUUGUUAUGAUAGUUUUCUUAAGCAACAAGCGUCCCUAAAAGAAACGUUGCAAUAAGUUUCUUGUUUAUAUAAUCUUAGGGCAGCGUAAGCCCAUAUCUAUAGUUUCAGCAAAUGUAUGGGAUUUAAUGUAACUUAAUUAAAUAUUUGGUGUUACACGAAUGGACCUAUUGACGCACCUGUAAUUUGUUUUAACCUCAUAUUGUCAUUGUCGUUUUAAAACUCUAAAUGUGUAAAUUCCAGGUGUGUUACUAUAUCGACUAAUUGAAAUCUUUAUGAACAUAUAAUAUAAGUCGUGAAAAUGUUUUGAAAAAUCAGGAACAAAAAAUAUUAUAAAUGUCCAUGUUAUUGAUGUACCUGCAUAUUAAUCAGUGUGCCCCUUGGAUCCUUAUUAUAAACACGUUCUAUAUGUUCAUUUAAAAAUACGAGUUUGGAAGUAAGUAAUCUGUUGAUUAUAUAGGUCCUAUACCUAAAGCAAUCCAAAUUUUACAUAACCUAAUUUAGUGAAAAACAAAUUCUUUUUUUAUUUAUUUGUAAAUAAAAUUAUCUGUUUUAUUUUAUAGUGCUGUUUAAGUUAAGACUUAGCUAGCACAGAUUUGUAAAUAUUGAAAUAAAAAUGGCAACUGCAA